AUGACACGCGUCAACACGAUGGGAUCGCUCGAAGAGACAUGCGCAUCACUUCGCGCUCAGAUAUCGGCUACCGAAGAACAGUUGGCUGGUCUCAAGCGCGAUCUGGCUAGCGCUGAAGCGCAGUCAGUGUGCGAAAACCAGAGCGACGAACAGCGGUGGCCAUUACUUCAAGAGGAAUACAAAAGAUAUGGAAGACAGAUGAUUGUCUCUCAAAUCGGACUCCAAGGCCAACUCAAACUUCGAUCGGCCAAGGUCCUGCUUGUCGGAGCUGGAGGCCUAGGAUGUCCAGCUGCACAGUACCUCGCCGGUGCAGGAGUCGGAACUAUUGGGCUCAUUGAUGGUGACACUGUUGAGGUGUCGAACUUGCACCGGCAGGUGCUGCAUCGCACAGCAAACGUGGGGAAAUACAAAGUGGACAGUGCAAUUGAAUCUUUGCGCGAUUUGAAUCCACAUCCCACGUAUAUUGCGCACCGCACUCACCUCACCCCCAACGAAGCCCCUGCGAUCUUCCAAGACUAUGACAUUAUCCUCGACUGUACUGAUAACCCCGCGACGCGAUACUUGAUCUCAGACACCGCGGUCCUAUGUGGGAAGCCAUUGGUUUCCGCAUCUGCACUGCGGACGGAAGGCCAGCUGAUGGUUUUGAAUAACCCCCCUCGAGCACCAGGGGACAAGACCGGAGGGCCAUGUUAUCGAUGCGUGUUUCCCAAACCGCCCCCUGCCGAUAGCGUGGUCAGCUGUGCGGAUGGUGGUAUCAUUGGGCCAGUGGUAGGGACAAUGGGCGUUCUGCAGGCGCUUGAGGCAAUCAAGGUCGUCACCACACCAGAGCCAGCUGAAGGCACCACUCGCCCCCGCGAUCCUCCGUCUCUGCAUAUAUUCUCCGCGUACUCCUCGCCUCUCGUGCGCACCAUUCGGCUCCGUUCGCGCCGGACAAAUUGCGCGGUGUGUUCUGCGGAGGCAACUGUCAGCUUGGACACGAUCCGAUCUGGAUCAACGGACUAUGUCUUCUUCUGUGGGUCUGCCAAUUUACCUUCGCUGCUUAGUCCAGAGGAACGAAUUUCGGCACGGGAAUACAAUCAAAGGCAAUCGGUACCUUCUGAGUCGCACACAGUGAUAGAUGUACGAGAUGAGGCUCAAUUUGGGAUCUGCAGUCUGGAAAAUAGUAUUAACAUUCCCAUCUCAACUGUUCUUGCGUCCAGUUCUGCCAGGCCAACAGAACAAGCUGCGCAAUUGCCUUCUUGGGUCCCAUCCGAACUUGCAAAUGACUCUACACACCCGAUUUACGUUGUUUGUCGCUUAGGCAAUGACUCACAAAUUGUGGUGAAGAAGAUGAAAGACCUUGGACUCGAUCAACAUGGAAAGAGAUUCAUCGGUGAUAUUCGUGGUGGUUUCAAAUCAUGGAAGGACCAGGUAGAUCCUGAAUGGCCUGAAUACUAA
Penicillium brevicompactum is the source of this 1437-nucleotide messenger RNA. RefSeq names its product HesA/MoeB/ThiF family protein. The record is from RefSeq and is a predicted model, not a curated record. Lineage: Eukaryota; Fungi; Ascomycota; Eurotiomycetes; Eurotiales; Aspergillaceae. The transcript has 3 exons. The coding region runs from base 1 to 1437 and encodes 478 amino acids. Gene Ontology annotation, biological process: protein urmylation; tRNA wobble position uridine thiolation. Gene Ontology annotation, molecular function: URM1 activating enzyme activity; adenylyltransferase activity; thiosulfate-cyanide sulfurtransferase activity. Gene Ontology annotation, cellular component: cytosol; cytoplasm.